Homarus americanus (American lobster) is the source of this 456-nucleotide messenger RNA. Its product is annotated as golgin subfamily A member 6-like protein 22. Bases 1 to 456 code for a protein of 151 amino acids. The transcript has a single exon. NCBI's taxonomy places the organism in Eukaryota, Metazoa, Arthropoda, Malacostraca, Decapoda, Nephropidae. The record is from RefSeq and is a predicted model, not a curated record.
AUGGGUAACGUUAAGAAGGCGUGGUGGAGGACGACAAGGCGUGGUGGAGGACGACAAGGCGUGGCGGAGGACGUCAAGGCGUGGUGGAGGACGACAAGGCGUGGCAGAGGACGACAAGGCGUGGUGGAGGACGACAAGGCGUGGCAGAGGACGACAAGGCGUGGAGGACGACAAGGCGUGGCGGAGGACGACAAGGCGUGGCGGAGGACGACAAGGCGUGGCAGAGGACGACAAGGCGUGGUGGAGGACGACAAGGCGUGGCAGAGGACGACAAGGCGUGGUGGGGACGACAAGGCGUGGCGAGGACGACAAGGAGUGGUUGAGGACGACAAGGCGUGGCGGGGACGACAAGGCGUGGCGGAGGACGACAAGGAGUUGAGGACGACAAGGCGUGGCGGGGGACGACAAGGCGUGGCAGAGGACGACAAGGCGUGGGGGACGACAAGGAGCGGUUGA